This is a messenger RNA of Trematosphaeria pertusa, 1629 nucleotides long. Its product is annotated as hexose transporter-like protein. Gene Ontology annotation, molecular function: carbohydrate:proton symporter activity. The transcript has 6 exons. NCBI's taxonomy places the organism in Eukaryota, Fungi, Ascomycota, Dothideomycetes, Pleosporales, Trematosphaeriaceae. The coding region runs from base 1 to 1629 and encodes 542 amino acids. The record is from RefSeq and is a predicted model, not a curated record. Gene Ontology annotation, biological process: transmembrane transport; carbohydrate transport. Gene Ontology annotation, cellular component: membrane.
AUGGCGCCCUAUGGCAAUGCGGCCAAGGCCCACCAGGCCGAGCCGGUGCUGACGAGGAUUGUGCAGCAGGAUAAGGUGCCGUGGUGGAGGAAGAAGAACUUGAGGGUGCUGUAUGCGUUGCUGCUGCCGACCUGUAUUGGCAUUGAGAUGACUUCCGGGUUCGACUCGCAGAUGAUCAACACGGUGCAGAUUGCGCCGACGUGGCAGGCUUACUUCAACUACCCAAACGGACCCCUGCUAGGCAUCAUCUCGGCCGCAUACAACUUGGGCGCUAUCUGCGCACUCCCUUUCGUACCAUGGCUGAACGAUACGUUUGGAAGACGAUGGGCUAUCUUUUUGGGAUCAUGGGUCAUGGUCAUCGGAGCUCUUAUCCAGGCGUUUGCCAUCAACGCGGCAAUGUACGUCGUAGCACGAUGGAUCCUCGGCUUUGGGAUCCCAUUCUGCAUCAUCGCCGGCUCCUCCCUCAUGGGCGAACUUGCAUAUCCCAAAGAACGGCCGAUCAUGACCUCCCUUUUCAACGCGCUCUACUUCAUCGGAGCGCUGGUUGCAGCCGGAAUAUCCUUCGGCACGCAGUCCGUGCACAACGACUGGGCAUGGCGAAUCCCCUCCCUCCUGCAGUGCGGGCCGUCCAUGCUCCAGAUAAUCUUCAUCUUCUUCAUUCCGGAGUCGCCUCGCUUCCUGAUAUCCAAGGACAGACAAGAAGAAGCCUACCACAUCCUCAUAAAGUACCACGCUGAAGGCGACUUGCACAGCGAAUUCGUCCGCGCCGAAAUGGCCCAAAUAGAAUCCACCAUCCGCAUCGAGCUCGAACACAGCAAACGCAGCUGGUGGGAAAUGCUCUCCACCUCGGGCAUGCGGAAACGCGUCCUCGUUGGCUCCUUCCUCGGCCUCUUCACCCAAUGGUCCGGCAACACUUUGAUCUCCUACUACCUCAACGACCUCUUAAAACUCAUCGGCUACACGGACCCCAACUUCAAAGGCAAGCUAAACGUGGGGCUAAAUAGCUGGAAUCUGUUCAACGCGGUGUUGAUAUCGCUGUUGGUGAGGAGAUUCCCCAGAAGGAAGAUGUACUUGACGUGUGCGACGGCAUUGUUGUGCUGUUAUGUCGGAUGGACGGUGGCCAUGCAGCAGUUUCUGGACGGUGGGGGAACGGCGGCGGCGAAGGUCACUAUUUUCUUUAUCUUUGCGUAUUCCCCGUGUUAUAAUAUUGGCUAUAAUGCGUUGACGUAUACAUUUUUGGUUGAGCUUUUCCCGUUUGCUCAGCGUGCGAAGGGGAUUACGAUCUUCCAGUUCUUUGGACGCGGCGCCGGAUUCUUCACCACUUUCGUCAAUCCGAUCGGCCUCGACAAUAUUAAGUGGCGGUGGCUCAUAACGUACUGCUGCUGGCUCGCUUUCGAGAUCGUCUUCAUCUACUUCAUGUUCCCUGAAACGUACGGCCGUACGCUGGAGGAACUAGCCUUCUUAUUCGAAGACGAGGCGCGAGCAGAUGAAGCAAGGAAGAAAGUCGAGAAACAGCUGCAUCACGAGCUUGACGAUUUUGGAGCGUACGAUAAGGGUGUUACAACGCGAAUUACUGCGCAACGAAGAGCAGCAUAUGGCGUUGAUGACCGGUUUUCUCGUUGGCCAUGA